Carassius gibelio (silver crucian carp) is the source of this 750-nucleotide messenger RNA. RefSeq names its product glutamic acid-rich protein. Lineage: Eukaryota; Metazoa; Chordata; Actinopteri; Cypriniformes; Cyprinidae. Bases 9 to 644 code for a protein of 211 amino acids. The transcript has 4 exons. The record is from RefSeq and is a predicted model, not a curated record.
GAGAGGAGAUGGGGCAGCAAGAGAGGACAGGAGAAGAAGAUGAGUCAGAAAGAGAAAUAGAUGAUGAAGACCAGAGAGGACAUGGGGGGCAGCGUGAAAUAGGAGAGACUGAGUUGAGGGAUAGGCAGGAGAUGGAGAUAGAGGCACAGGGAGAGAGAGUAGAGAGUGAGCGAGGAGAGAUAGAGGUACAGGAAGACCAAGUGGAGAGACUAGAGAUGGAGGAACAGGAAGAGAGAGUAGAGAGUGAGAGAGGAGAGAUAGAGGUACAGGAAGACCAAGUGGAGAGACGAGAGAUGGAGGAACAGGAAGACUUUGAAGAGCUGGCACUGAUGGAGACAGAGAAGCAGAGAGAACAGGCAGAGGAAAUGGGGAAAAAAGAGAUUGAGGCAAAGAAGAAAGUAGUAGCAGCAAACAGGAAGUCAACUGUCAAGAUUUCAGCGAAAAGGACAAGGAAAAGAAGCCAAAACAAUGAUGAUGCUCACCCGUAUCACAGCACACUGGACAUUUUCCCAGUGCAAUAUGUGUCCAAGACACGUGAAAAGAAGAUGCGCAGCUAUACGGAGAACAUUCUGUACGACUGUAGCCAAAAGGCCUGGCCCCCAUCUUGGGAACCGCAGGAGAACACCAGAAUGACUGUAUCGUAAAGGAAAGUCUGCUAAAAAUACUGUUGUCUCAUUGAUGGUGCAAAGAAACAAAUGUUGUGUCCCUUAAACUGGGCCAUGUGGACGACAUUAGAGUUGUAUUGCACAG